AAUAAUAGCCAAUAUUAUGAUUGUAUGCCCUCCUUAAGUAAUCAUGGCCAAUUAUUACACGGGGUAGUUAACGGCUACUAAGAUGUUCCUCAUUUGAGAUUGAGACUUAUUUUAACCUAUUUAAAGUGUACCUUCCCAGAAAAUAUUUAUGAUAUAAAUGAGUGAAUGAAAUGGAAAAUGUUUAUAUUAUAUGCUUUAAGUUAGGUAGGGCUACAUAUUUGUAAUUAUUGAAUGUCAUUUUGAUUUCGGUCCAACAUUAUACCAGGUACAUCUUUGUAGCUAUUUAGGGUCUAUGUACUAGAAAUGGCUAAAUUUUCCCUACAUACGACUAGGUAUUGUCUAUUUUAAGGCAGCCCUUUCUAUGAGACUCGUGACGCCCAUUUGUCAGCUCGAGUGGUUAUGAUAGAAGCAGCCGGUCUGCCUUCAACACACUAAAGCCAGGGUUAAUGUCAUGUUUCUGCCGUCUGCGUUUUGUGUACAUCCAGUGUAACACACAGAAUUUAAAUAUCCUUUAACACAACUGAGCCGAGAAAACGAAUGAAAAUCGCCGAACCGACUGACCUCCCCGCUUCGCUUUAUAGCUGUAGGUGAACGAUGACGGAGUACAAGCUUGUGGUGGUGGGGGCUGGAGGCGUGGGGAAGAGUGCGCUCACCAUCCAGCUCAUCCAGAACCACUUUGUGGACGAGUACGACCCCACCAUCGAGGACUCGUAUCGGAAGCAGGUGGUGAUCGACGGCGAGACGUGCCUGCUGGACAUCCUGGACACUGCAGGUCAGGAGGAGUACAGCGCCAUGCGGGACCAGUACAUGAGGACCGGAGAGGGCUUCCUCUGCGUCUUCGCCAUCAACAACACCAAGUCCUUCGAGGACAUACACCACUACAGGGAGCAGAUCAAGCGGGUGAAGGACUCCGAGGAUGUCCCCAUGGUGCUCGUGGGGAACAAGUGUGACCUGCCCUCGCGCACGGUGGACACCAAGCAAGCUCAGGACCUGGCCCGCAACUACGGCAUCCCCUUCAUUGAGACCUCUGCUAAAACCAGACAGAGAGUGGAAGAUGCCUUUUAUACACUGGUGCGGGAGAUCAGGGAGCACCGGCUAAAUACGCUAAGCAAGGAGGAAAAGACUCCGCGCUGCGUGAAGCUUAGGAAGUGCGUUGCGAUGUGAAAGGGGGUGUGGACGACGCCUUCUACACGUUAGUGCGGGAAAUCCGCAAGCACAAGGAGAAGACCAGCAAAGAGGGGAGGAAGAAGAAGAAGAAGAAGUCGAAGGCGAAGUGCGUGGUCAUGUGAACAGCCGUCCCUUCUCCCAACGAGGAACUAAAGAAACGACAAACGACGACAGAAAAAGAAAAAAAAAACAAAUUCUUAAAAUGUGCCUAACUGAAAGUAUUAUUUUGUACAUUUAACACUAAAUUAUUAACUCCUGUUUUCAAUCGGUGUCACAAACGGUUGCCGGGGACGAUGUUCUCUGCGGUUGGCUAACUGAUACAAGCCCAGGUUAGCCGGAGUUCUCCUGAGUGCCAGGGGUUUGUGUAGCCCUUUACCAUGAUAGGGUCACCAGACUAUUGAAAUUUGAUUGCGGUGCGGCUGUUGAUGGAAUCGGAAAUGGACCUUAGUGAUAGCUUGAGGGGUAUUUGUGUGGCAUUUUAAGACUUGGUGUCGGGUAUUUGAAUUGUAAUAAUAAACGAGAAAAGAAUCUCUGCAAUGCUGGGGACUGACUGUUAGCUCUGCUCUCUCAAAAGUGGUUGUCAGUAAAAUAUGAAAUAUGGCCUAAUAAUAAUAAUAAUGAUGAUGAUGAUGAUAAUUAUAAGGGGGCCAAUCACCUUUAGCCAUAACUGUGGGACUUGUGGUCGUUGCACAUUUGUCAUUAACCAACCGGCUUAGCAGAGUCUUAAUGUGGGCCUCAUAAUGGGAAGAAAUUAUGACAAAUUAAAAACUGAAAUCUUAGUCGCGCCCCCCCCCCACCAAAAAAAAAAAAAUUAUUAUAAAACCGUUUUGUUCAAUGCCACAGUAAUGGCACUGCUUGAUUUACUUAUUUAUUUUCCGGUUUGAGUUUUUUGCCCCUCUUCCCUGAAACAUCUUCACGGAGGUCUGUCUGAGAGCCCGACGCCGCGACAGGAAAGCGGGUUACUGGUCGUGCCAAAGAGUCUCACCACACUUUAAAUACAUCACCUUGGGCGUGGUCAAGAAAUUUAAACCGUAUUAUGGGUCGAGCCUAACUUCUAAUGGAUCGUAAAGGUAACCAGCUAGUAAUCCAUAGAGUCAUUAGCCUAUUAAGACUGGCGAUGUUAAUUCUGAGAGAUUUUUUUUCUUCAGAUAGGGCCUGGUUGAGGGAGCCAAAGGACUGUUCUAGAAAGCGUUUCUCAAAAAAGAUGAAUCGCUGUGGCUAAUUACUGUGUGCCAUAAACAAAGGAAGCGGCACAUUGAGCCUGAAAGAGCGCAGAGGCUGGGGUUAACCCUUGGGCUGUGCUCUUGGGCUGUGCUCUUGGGCUGUGCUCUUGGGCUGUGCUCUUGGGCUGUGCUCCUGGGCUGGGCUCUUGGGCUGGGCUCUUGGGCUGGGCUCUUGGGCUGUGGUCUUCAUGUGACCAGCAGUGCAUUACCCAGGUAUAUGUGGAAGAACACAUUAGUCCUGACAUUGACGGAAAAGUAAGAAUAGCGAAGGCAAAGACAGAACCUUUUGUUCCUCUCUCUUUUUAUCACUUUUUAUCCUGGAUUCUUUCCCCUCGUGCUCAUGUGGAAUUUCAUGGAAUGGCUAGGGCAAUUCCAGAACCAUCCAGAGUCUUCUUCCAUUAUCCUGCUUGCUGUUUGUCCCUCCUUGACCUUGAUUUUACUUUUCCAAAGAGUCUGCAAAGUACUAAUUUGAAAAGUCAUUCAAGACUAUGCAUUUUAAUUGCCUGAAAUAUCCUUCAUCCCUUGGAAAAUAGGGCCAAUUAAAAACACACUAAAACUUAUUUUUAAAAAAAAGUGAAUUAUAUGUUUAAACUUUGUAAAUAUGAGCAAGAUCCAACGCAUACAUUUUCUAUCAUAUCUGUUUUCCUGGAUUGAUUUUAAUAGUGAUUGGUGGUAAUUUAAAUUCUUAAGUUUAGUUUUUAGACAAUUUGGCGAUACUUAGCAUCAAGCGGCACAUAGGCUAACAAAUCAUAAUUUUUCGGUUUUAACGAGCCUGCUUGAAAAAUAUUUCUCUGUCCUUGAAACUGGCUGAAGCAGGUGGGAGGAGCUCAAUUGACCAAUCCAGUCGAAUAUGCAAAUGACAGCCGAUUUUAAAUAUCGCAGCACUGGUAGCAUAAGCAAUAUCCUGAGCUUCCGAGUGACCCAGUAAAUAAAGGGGACUUCGGCAAGUACCGGCUAGGCUACGCGGUCACGCUACGAGUUCAGGCCUGGCUGCGAUAGGCGACGCCCUGGCCCGAGAGAGGUUAUCGACGGAAGGCGACGUUUUUCCUGCGACGGGCGACGGGCGACUCCGCGUUACGCGACUCGCCGUCGGUGGAACUCGACUUCGGGCGGCUAACGCCGUGCUAACCGUCUCCGCGCUCCUCCUUUCAAACUAACCCGAUCGACUGGAGAAUCGGCAGAUGACCCGGUGACGGGUCUCGCUGCACAGCUUUCCCUUCUGCUAAGGACCGGACGUGAACACGGGCAGCGUUUGGUUACUUUUAAACUGUAUCGCGGACGGCACGCAUGUGCAUAUCGGAACAGGGGCCGAUUUGGUUAAUAUUGCCAUCUUUUUAAGGCAAAGUGCCAAAACAAGCCACACCUAAGUCCUGCACACUUUUAUAUGCCAUUGAGGCAAUGGUUUAGUAAGUAUGUUUAGCAGCGUAAUAAUAAGCAUAUAUACCCUUUAGUCUCUUAAAUACUCUUUAUUUAUAUUGAGCGCUAUAUUGGGGACAAACAUGGAAGUCACUGACAACAGCAUCUUCAUCUGGAACAGUUCUAAGAAGUAAACAUGAGACCUUUUUCUUGGUAAAUAUUUCACAAAUUAGUUUUUUUUUAAUUUUUUAAAAUAUAUUUGGGGCUCUUAUCAGCUAUUCUUUCUAAGCUUGCGUUGAGGACUAAGGAAAACGUAAGGAGAAGUGCAGCAGCUCUAAGCACCUGUUGGACCCAAAGCGAAAAGCAAUAAUGCAUUUUACUGAAGCGGAACAAACCGCGCAGCAAAAGUGGGUGGAGCUGACAACCGAUUGCGGUGAUUUCGGAUAGAAAUCCUGAGCGUUUCGGUUGGUUUAGCUUUCAGACUUAUCGGUGAUUUGGGUAGCUCAUUGUAGCAACACCCAAGUAAGGGGCUCACGAAGUCUCGUUCUCCAUCGCCAAGAGUCUGUAUUAAAUGGCCGAGCGAGGCCUGUAACGGAUGGCAAGGUUUUAAGAAGCAUACCGAAAAUUGAUUCCUAAUAGUGCAUAAGCAUUCUCUGACCUUGACCCAGCUAUAUCUUGUAACAUCUUAUUUUCUCCUUUGAAACUUGUAUUGAGUGUAUUUAGUUGUAUGUUUUAUAAUUACGGUGAAUAUUGCUGCAUAUCAGAGCCCAGCGAACACAGAACGUCCUCGCAACGUUACUGGAAUGUCUUGUCGAUGGCAUAACGUUCGCAUGACGUCGCGGCAACGUUUCGAGAACGUUUCGUGCUCGCUGGGAAGUAACACUCCGCGGUUCUGAAAUGUUUCCUUCCAUGUUAGUAAAACUUUAUUUUUUUGUUCUCGUCUCCAUUCGGUUUGUUUAAAUGUGUGAUGUUUACCUGGAAUGCAUUUAAACAACCUUUGUAUAGAUACAGUUCUGAAAAGUGCAGUUUGCUUUUGUGUGUGUGUGCUUGUUGGGCUGGGUGUGAAGUGUGCGUGUGUGUGUGUGUGCCUGCGUGUUUGUUUGUGUGCGUGUGUGUGUGUAAAUUUGACCUUUUCCGGGGAAACAAAACUGUUUUAAGUCUGGUUUUGGAAUUUUGUCAGGGUGUGAAUCUGGAAUGGAGAUGGGUCCUGAUUGGGCAGAAAAAAUGACCACUGUGUGACGCCAUCCUUUAAUGUUUUCUUGGAGUAUGCGGUAUGUAGGGAGAAAUUUCACGACUCCUAUUUAAGGUAUAAUAAAGAAAUGAAAGUAAAAUGUUAA
Molecule: messenger RNA, 5083 nt
Organism: Anguilla rostrata (American eel)
Lineage: Eukaryota; Metazoa; Chordata; Actinopteri; Anguilliformes; Anguillidae
Product: GTPase KRas
Exons: 6
Coding region: 595-1164 (189 amino acids)
Biological process (GO): Ras protein signal transduction
Cellular component (GO): plasma membrane
Molecular function (GO): GDP binding; GTPase activity; GTP binding
Source: RefSeq, a predicted model, not a curated record